Molecule: messenger RNA, 836 nt
Organism: Gossypium raimondii (Peruvian cotton)
Lineage: Eukaryota; Viridiplantae; Streptophyta; Magnoliopsida; Malvales; Malvaceae
Exons: 1
Coding region: 195-617 (140 amino acids)
Source: RefSeq, a predicted model, not a curated record
CACCUCUAUGCCUAAUUAAACCACGGCUGGUUUCACGCCUGAACCUUCCUCAAACUCUCUUAAAAAAGCUGCAACAAACCUCUUGGGAUUAACGGUUUCCAAAUCUCAGAGAUUAAACCCUUCUCUCUUUUUUAUUCUUUAGUCCCGUUUUCCUCAUAUACAAAUGCAUCACAACCUAAACUCUCUACUCCGUCAUGGGUUUCUCUAAUCAAACCUUGAAGCAUUUCUUUGCUUUUCUUGUCAUCUCCUUGGCCUUCCUCCUCCUCUCCUAUUAUUCUUCCCCUGCCUCAUGCAAUGAAACCCUUCCCAAGAUCAGCAGCACCGAUCCUUCCAACCGCCGACCAGCCGCCGCUUACCAAGUGUUGCGCAUCAAGAACGCCACGCCCUUCUUCUUGAACAGGCCGGACAGGGGAUUGGAGAAGAAGAGGAAGAGGAAGAUGAUGAAACGGAGGAAGAUCAACAUGGACAGAAACUUCAAAACCGGGCCUUUUACUGUCAUGCUCCCCAAGGGCUUUGUACCUCCUUCCGGUUCAUCUCCAUGCCACAAUGACAAGCCCGACUCGGCGGUCGCACCGGACCUCAUCUGUGGCCUCUCCGGUACUACUGCAAAACCCUAGAGCUCCAUGUUUUCAUCUGAAAACUAAACAGAUAAAAGAAAGACGAAUGGUUGGUACCAGUGGAUUUUGUUGUCCUCAGCUUUCCACUUUGUUAUUCAAUCUUUCUUCUUCUUCGUCUUCUUUGUUUCCUUUUUCUUGAACUCCUUGAUCGAUGGAAAAGCAAUAUUAUACCAAUCUUGUAAUGUGGGAUAAAUAUAAUAAAAGCGGAAAGUAAAUAGA